Mycetomoellerius zeteki is the source of this 3132-nucleotide messenger RNA. It is a transcript of the gene MED24, whose product is annotated as mediator complex subunit 24. Gene Ontology annotation, biological process: positive regulation of transcription initiation by RNA polymerase II. Gene Ontology annotation, molecular function: transcription coregulator activity. Gene Ontology annotation, cellular component: mediator complex. The record is from RefSeq and is a predicted model, not a curated record. NCBI's taxonomy places the organism in Eukaryota, Metazoa, Arthropoda, Insecta, Hymenoptera, Formicidae. The coding region runs from base 199 to 3132 and encodes 977 amino acids. The transcript has 12 exons.
AGGUGAUAAGUUUGCAGUAGCGAUUCUUAUUCGUUCGUCAGUAAAUUUAUGAUAAAAUUGUUAUAUAUUCUUUCACGAAUGCCGGAAAGAUAAUCCGUAAAGUUGAUAUUAAAUUUUUUAACAGGAUGUUUUGUUCAUUGCAAGCUAUCAAAUGUUUCUGCAAUGUGACAGAAAUUGUAUAAUAUUUUAACGUUACCAAUGGAGACCAAAGUGACCAGUAAAACUAGCAGCUUAAAAGCUCUUUUGCUGCGAGCUUGGCGAGAGCGCUGGACCGAUUUGCAAUGGGGCAUUAAUAUUAAAACGAUUCUGCCAAGAGGAGUAAGCGGCGAUGUAUAUAACUUAGCAGAUUGUAUAUUACAACAAGCAUUAGUAGGACCAGGACCUAAUCAGCUAGUACUGUCAUAUCUGAAGCACUCGUUAAGCUCUCAGCUGGUAUCAUACGCUGCAGUGUUACAGCGAAUAAGUAAAUAUGACGCGUUUCACAAACCCCAUUGCAUUGUGAGUUUGCUGGAGUUUUUGGAAUCCAUUCAAGUUGGUAUCACAUGCCGCGGUAAACCAGAAGAGGACCUUUUAGCAGCAGCAGUCUUAUCUAUCGUACAUUGGCUUCUGCAAUGUUACCUACAUACUUUAACAAAGACGCCCCAGAGCAAUCCUCUCACUCCGCAUCCGAGCGAGCUCAUAGACAAACCUGCUAGUAUUUUGCAACAGAUGCUGAAUUCAGACUUUUUAUGUGCAAUGAUGUAUCUGGCUAAAUAUGAUGACAAAGAUCUAUACAUAGAAGUUGUGAAGAAAUGCCAGGAAAUUGAGACGUUACUGAAGACGAGUACUCAAAAGUCUGUGGUACCAAUGGAAGAUUCUCUGAAAAAGUUGUGCAAUCUGGAGAUUGAAAGUCUUUGCCCUGAGAAAACUAAAAUGGAGUCCAUUACUCACUGUUUGCAGCCACUCUUUGCCGUUCAAGUAUUAUUGAAUCCUAGCACUGAGACAACUGUGUUCGUCAACCAGCUGCUGAUGGUGCAGAGAUUGAAGAGUUAUACGAAUGCGCGGCUUUAUUGCGAGAUUAUCCGCGCUUGCUUGAUGUGCCUGCACAAUGUAACAGGAACAUUCAAGGAGUCGCAGUGGGGAGCCUUCACAUUUCUAAAGGUGCCUCACAUAUUGAAGGAGUUGCAUGUAGCUAAUUUGAAUGGUGAUGAGAAGUUUGAAUACUCGCAAGAUAUUCUGGAUGCAUUUGAGUUACUGCUUCAGUUCACACCUCUGCUCGACAUAAUGGAUACCACGUGCUCGUGCAAUUACGUAGAAUGCUUGCUGAAUGAAUUGCAGAAGGUAAACCUCGUGACGGAGAAGCAAGCGAAGCAAAUUGGCGCUAGGAGGGAGGGAGCGACUACGACGUCGUCAAUUCCAAAAGUAAUUGUACGCGCUGGACAGACACUAAAUGGGAUUUUGAGGACGCUGAACGCAGAUUACGCUAAGAUUCAGGAAGGCUUGCUGAGUGUAUUAUAUCAAGUCUUGACUGGAAAAAGCUUCGAACUGAUGCUGGCCGUGGCAACUGUAGAGGGAGAGUUGAAGACCUUUGUCACGAAACUCAUUAAGUUUAAUGAAUGUAGUAAACAGAUUAACGAGCCGGUACCUGAUAAGACGGCAGCGACAAGAGCAAUGUUGUUCGAUGUAUCAUUUCUUAUGUUGUGUUCCAUAGUGCAAACAUAUGGCUCUGAUGUUGUUUUGGAAGAAGGCGGAGAUUCAUUCUUUGAGCAAUGGGUGCGCGAAUGUAUGCCGGAACGGAACAAGCUGAAAUCGCCACAGAGGAUGUUGCAAAGCGUCGAUUCAGCAAGGGUGGACGCUCUACUAGCGCAGAUUAAUUCGCCGGAUCCCGAUUUCAAAUCGAGCAACUUAAAAUGGCAUGUUGCAUGCCAGUCGGCAAUGGGUGCGGUGAAGGAGCUGCUCUGCGCGUGGGAGAGCGGAGUACUGGGUGCUGGCGAUGUGAAGAGAGCUCUGGACGGUUUGCGAGCAACAGCCUGCUGUCUGCCGGUCUGUGCCGCUGCUUGGCUGUGCGCGUACAUGAGCAUCACGCACCAAGAUGCUCUGCUGAAACCUAUGAAUAUGGUCCAGCACUUCCUGACGCCGCUUUCGGGUGAUGAGAUGCAGGAUAAUCUUAAAGACAGAUCCAGUUUAAUGGUCCAGAUUAUUCGGAAAAUGCAAUACGACGUGCACCCGCCCACUCAGUCGAAAACAAAGGUUCUCUCGAUGUCACACAGUAUUAUAUCGCGUCAACCAAUACUGGAACAGUUGGAAUCCGUUUGGCAAAACAUAAAUCAACGUGGGUGGAUAAACAUACAAGCCACGCAAUCGUUGGAGUCCCUGCUAAACACCGGCGGCUCUUCAUGGUUUGUCACGAAUAUAGUCAAGGAAGUACUGAAGUAUCGUUAUCAGGAAGAACUGGAUCAAGCCGUGGAUCUGGCCUUCGCAAUCUUCCAUCUCGACAUAGAGAACUGUACUUUAGAUCUCAUAAAUCAUAUAAUACCGCAGUACUUACACAAUUCAAUGCAAAGUGACGAGCUUGUGGAACCACAGUCAUCAAUCUUGGCGAAAUUAUGUGUGUACUGCAUAUUCUCUACUUUGGAGUACAACAACUCGAAUCCGUAUCGAGGGAACAGCCGUAAGCGUGUGCGACGCGAUCUGGACACGGAUGAUCUGGAUGCUCUUGGCGUAUCCAAUAAACUUCUCCGGCUCAAUGAAACGGGCGAGAACGUUCCCAUGUUCAGUUCGCAGAGUCCACAGGCGCAGGGUUCGAGUAAUGGGCAAAAGUCAGUCAUUCUGAGGGAUCCGCUUAUGACGGCAUUGAACAAUCUGUUUACCAUAUUCGCCUUUUUGGCUGGUAGAGACGGUGAGGUGUCUCAACAGACUCAUUUCAUACUCCAAUUCUUGCGGCUCAUGGUGCAGUGUGGGAAAGACAGGACUCGCAUCGUGCUGCAGGGAAUGUCGCAAACACUAGUACCCUGUCUUCUUAAAGCAUUGCCUGAAUUAUUCACAACUGAUAUUCUGCUAAGAUUAUAUGACAUACAAACCAUGAUUGGACGCAAAGCUACCGCACGAGACUUAUGCAUGUUGCGGAAUAUUAAUCUAAAACCCACAAAAUAA